AUGUCCAGGUUUGAUAUGCCCCCUCAGACUCGAGCAUCUUGGAGGGUUACGGGUGAAUCGAACGCGCUCAGAGAAACUGAUGAACAACUAUGGAUUACUACCUCACGCGGACAGAGUCAUUCUAGAACUAGGGGAAGGAGUUCUCGAUGCUUAAGUGAGGGUAGUUCAAGUGAUCGAAGGAGUGCUAGUAUGGACAGCACUAGAAUGGGUAGACCUACUUUAGAGAGUAUUACUUUGGAUGAGUUAGCUAGAUGUACUAGUACAGCUGAAGAGUACAUAGAGUUUAGUUCACAAGAUCUGGAUUAUGAUCUAUAUGUAGAUAUGAUAGUAGAGGAAGGGUUAGAUGAGGAGGAUGAAAAUGAUUCAAAUGACAACGAAAGAAAUGACUCAGUUUCAUUAUCUACAUUUAUGAAGGUAAAACCUCCAUCCUUUAUUAGUUCCACAGUGGAAGAGGACUCACAUAGAUUUUUGGACACUAUGGAAAGGAUCUGUCAUGCUUUGGGAGCUUCGAGUACAAGGUCAGUAACAUUGGCUAGUUUUCGUUUAGAGGAUGUAGCACAACAAUGGAUUACAUGGUACAUGUGGGGUAAAUCUAGUGAUACCAGUCUGCUUGGGUGGAAGGAGUUUGAUAAAGCUUUUAUGGAUAGAUUUAUGCCUCGUACUGUAUACGCCCUAUACCUCGUGUCUUCAGAAGAAAUAAGGGUGAAUCGGUUUGUGGCUAGACUAUAUGAGUACUUGUUCAGAGUUGUUGCAUUGCAAAGGUUUGAUUCGUACUCUGAUGCAGUAGAUUAUGCUCGGCUAAUUGAGGGUCGUAGUAUGGACACUAGGGCACUUCGUAAAAGUACUAGAAGAAUUAAGGUUGAAGGAUAA
This is a messenger RNA of Theobroma umbraticum, 870 nucleotides long. The record is from RefSeq and is a predicted model, not a curated record. NCBI's taxonomy places the organism in Eukaryota, Viridiplantae, Streptophyta, Magnoliopsida, Malvales, Malvaceae.